This is a messenger RNA of Drosophila ananassae, 2207 nucleotides long. RefSeq names its product neprilysin-1. Gene Ontology annotation, cellular component: plasma membrane. The record is from RefSeq and is a predicted model, not a curated record. Bases 61 to 2136 code for a protein of 691 amino acids. Gene Ontology annotation, molecular function: metalloendopeptidase activity. Gene Ontology annotation, biological process: protein processing. The transcript has a single exon. NCBI's taxonomy places the organism in Eukaryota, Metazoa, Arthropoda, Insecta, Diptera, Drosophilidae.
UUGGAUGAAGUGCGUUGGGCUGGCUAGUCGAUCAGUGAGAUUGCCGCGAACAGGUUCGAGAUGAGGCUGCUCUACGCGUUAAUGCUGGCUGCUCAUGUAGUGGCCAACGGGGAAAACUUAAGCGAGGACACUUGGUACACGCGGGCAGUGAAGCGCCAGGCCAAGGCUGCUGAAAUCGCCAGCUUCAUGGAUCAAACCGUGGAUCCGUGCCAGAACUUCUACACCUUCGCAUGUGGCAACUACGAUCGCAUCAAUUCAGCGUCGAGUCUGCAUUUGGUUUCUACCGGAUUAUUCGACACCUUGACCAAGGGCUACAACCGCAAGAUCUUGAAGAUGCUGAACACUCCGUCGGAUGAGCAUGACACCGCUGAAGAUCUGCAGGUGAAACACUUCUACGAAUCAUGCCUCAAGAUGAAAGAUCUGUUGCCGAAGUACGAUGAGAAGCUAAGGAAGAUCAUAGCCGAAUUCGGGACGAUGCCAGUGCUCGAGGGAGACUCCUGGAAGGAGGAUAACUUUGACUGGGUGGAUACCACAGCCAGGAUGGCCUACAGAUACGGAAUAUCACCGCUGAUCGGCGUGGACGUUUCUAAGGACUUUGCGAAUAACAGCAUCAAUAGAGUAUACUUGGGACAGCAAGAAUUCCCUCUGACAUCUCGCGCCAUGUACAUAAGCAAUGAGACGAAAAUCUAUCGGACUAAGUACGAGUCCACUAUAAAGCGUUAUCUGACAACAUUUCUGGGAGUCGAGAAAGCGCUGGCGCAACAAACCGCCGAGGAGUUAAUCAAUUUUGAGGUGGACCUCGCUCACGGAUUGGUGGACGAGUCUGACGGCCAGGACAUCAAAAAUCUAACCGAACUGAUGAGUGUGGCUGAGAUUAAUAAGCGUUAUGCCCCCACCCUGGACAUAUCGCGUCUGGUCUCCAUCACCCUGGGCGAAGAGUUGACGGACGACAUCUACGAAUUCAGCGCCUCCUAUCAGCGUAAUCUGGUGGAGGUUCUGAAAAGAACUCCCAGCCGAACCGUGGCCAACUACAUUUACUUCCGCCUCAUUUACGAAUUCAUUGAGACGCCAUCGGAUACCGCCCAGAAACAGAAAGAUGACUGUGUGUCCAACGUCAAAAAAGUAUUCGCCAAAAACCUGGAUAAUAUGUUCUACAGGCGGUACAACAAUGAUAAGUCUUCCGCCGAGAUAGAAUCCAUAUGGCGCCAGCUAAAAGCGACCUUUAGGGAGUCGCUGCGAUCCAGUCCGCUGCUAGACUGGAUCGAGCGACCCAUACGGUAUCUUGCCAUUGCAAAGCUGGAGGCCAUGACUCUACAGGUGAACAACUACGUCGACCAUAACUUUACCGCGGAGUUCGAGGGUCUGAAUCUGCAGAGCACCGACUACGUCGAGAAUGCCCGCCAGAUUCAACUUUGGGCCGCUCGUAAUUUUCGGCAGAAGCUCCACCAACCCGCCGAACCUCUGGAUGCCGGGGAAACACUUAGCUAUACGCCGGCCAAUAUCCUGAUAGAGAAUGCCAUCAAGGUGCCGGUGUCGCUACUGCAACCCUUCUACAUCUGGGCCGAUGUCUAUCCCAAUGCGAUCAUGUUCGGAUCCCUAGCCUACUUGAUUGGCCACGAGCUAAUCCACGGCUUCGAUGAUACCGGGCGGGGAUUCGACUCCCAAGGCAAUUCACUUGAUUGGUGGGACGAAAGGUCGAGCAGCAGCUUCCAGGAUCGGCGGAAGUGCUUUUCCAAACAGUAUGGCAACUACGCAUAUCAUGGGAUUAAGAUGAAGGAGUCCAUCGCGCAGUCGGAGAACAUCGCCGACAACGGAGGCGUCCGACUCGCCUACACCGCCUACAGGAAGUGGUACGACGAGCAGCUAAGAGCAACUGCAAAUACACUGAAUCUGGAGGAGGAGCGUCUGCCCACACUGAACUACUCCGGCUUGCAGCUGUUCUUCAUAAGCUUCGCCCAGAUUUGGUGCAACGAUGUUCAUCCCAAUGUGAGAGCUUUGCAGGUUUCCACCGAUCAGCACAUGCCCGGCGAGGUUCGAGUCAUUGGGUCCUUGGCCAACUUCGAUAAGUUUUCGGAGGUGUUCCAGUGCCCAGCGGGCUCACCCAUGAACCCCAAGGAGAAGUGUGUUCUGUACUAGAAUCUAACAAGGAUUCUUUGUGGUCCAUAAUCAUUUUGUAACGCUUUGUAAUAAACGAGAAUACUUGUGUA